AUGCGGAGUACCUUGGUUGGGCACGGCAAAUGGUUCUCACAGCAGUUCAACAUGCAAACCCCCGAGUCUGCUCUGUCAGCUUUUGACAAGCUCAACAACUUCGUCUACAUCUCAGACCUCGACGAGUUUCCAGACAAAAGCAACCCACCGCUGAUUGUCCUCGCAUUUUGGAUGAACGCUGGACCCUCCGCUUUACUCCGAUAUGUAAAUCAGUACCGGCGCAUGCUCCCUGCCGCUCGCAUUGUGAUACUCCGCUCAGAGACCAAUGACUUCUUUCUUGGCUCCAGUGAUGCAACCCAGAAUACUCAGCUCGCGCCGGCUGUGGAUGCCCUUCGCACGUACGCGGUCCCGAAGAACCCCGUGUUCAUCCACCUCUUUUCCAAUGGUGGCCUGCUGAAGAUUUCUCAUUUGAUGCGGUUGUUUAAGGAGACAACGGGCAAACCGCUGCCCAUCUCGUCAAUGGUUGUUGACAGUGCCCCUGGAGUCACGAGCAUUCAGUCCGCCAUGAAAGCAAUCUCUUUCCAGCUUCCGCAGUUCUGGCUUUGGAGGUUGAUUUCCAAGGCUGCGUUGUGGUUAUACUUGAUUUCUAUGGCAAGUUAUGGGAGGAUUAUCAAUGCCCCCAAUGCGAUUUCUGUGGCUUGUCAGAGAAUUAACGACAGGGCGCUUUACCAGCCUUCUGGGGAGAAGGGUCUUGUGCGAUACUAUAUUUACUCUGAUGCGGAUAAGAUUGUUCAUUCCGAGCAUGUUGAGGAGCAUAUCAGGUCCUCAGAGUCUUGUGGCAUUGUUGUGCGCCCCGAGAAGUUCAAGGAUGCGCAGCAUGUUAUGGCUAUGAGGGCUGAUCCAGAGAGGUACUGGGCUAUCAUCGAAAUGGGCUUGAAGUUCAGUAGAGCUGCUUGA
This is a messenger RNA of Penicillium longicatenatum, 897 nucleotides long. RefSeq lists its product as uncharacterized. The transcript has a single exon. The record is from RefSeq and is a predicted model, not a curated record. Lineage: Eukaryota; Fungi; Ascomycota; Eurotiomycetes; Eurotiales; Aspergillaceae. Bases 1 to 897 code for a protein of 298 amino acids.